This is a messenger RNA of Medicago truncatula (barrel medic), 833 nucleotides long. RefSeq names its product protein CutA 1, chloroplastic. Gene Ontology annotation, molecular function: copper ion binding. The record is from RefSeq and is a predicted model, not a curated record. Gene Ontology annotation, biological process: response to metal ion. Lineage: Eukaryota; Viridiplantae; Streptophyta; Magnoliopsida; Fabales; Fabaceae. The transcript has 6 exons. Bases 60 to 608 code for a protein of 182 amino acids.
UCAAGUAAAGGAGCAGAAUGAGAGUUAAUAGAGAGGCAUAACACCUUAUUAUAAUAAAGAUGUUCUCAACUAAAAUGGCUUCUUCCACUUCCAGAAUCUUCUCCUCGCCCUCUACGCUACGACGUCGUUUACCCAUUGUAGGCGCGUUUUGCAUGCUCACUUUGGGACUCACCAAUUUCUACACACCCUUGUAUUCCUCUGCCCUCAAAACAGAAUCCAAAUUGAGUAGCAGGUUUUCAACAAAGAGUAGCAAUUUCAUCAGAAUGGAAGGGAAUACCAAUAACACCACUGUUCCAAGUAUCGUUGUAUAUGUAACUGUUCCCAACAAAGAAGCAGGUAAGAAAUUGGCUGAAAGCAUUGUCACUGAGAAACUUGCAGCUUGUGUCAAUAGGGUACCAGGUAUAGAAUCAGUAUACCAGUGGGAGGGAAAGAUCCAAACUGAUUCUGAGGAACUUCUUAUAAUCAAGACUAGGCAAUCCCUUUUGGAAGCACUGACAGACCACGUCAAAGCAAAUCAUGAAUAUGAUGUGCCAGAGGUGAUCUCCUUACCCAUCACUGGGGGCAAUCUCAAAUAUUUAGAAUGGUUAAAAGAGAGCACAAGGGAGUGACUAUCAAGUUUAUAACCUGAUGGUGGGGUUCAAGUCUCGAGUUCUUCUGCCUUUGUGUGUCAAAUAAACCUUGCAUGUAAUAUAACUAGUCAAUGGUGUCUGAACAUACUAGAUAAAGGAUGAGAAUCAAUGUUGUAUUACUGCUGAUGGCAGCAAUGGGAUGAAUAUGAUUUGAUGUGAGUGGACAUUUUGUGAUUUUAUGCACAAGGGGUCUUUUUUUUCGUA